Messenger RNA from Necator americanus (New World hookworm), 516 nucleotides. RefSeq lists its product as uncharacterized. The transcript is spliced from 3 exons. Bases 1 to 516 code for a protein of 171 amino acids. NCBI's taxonomy places the organism in Eukaryota, Metazoa, Nematoda, Chromadorea, Rhabditida, Ancylostomatidae. The record is from RefSeq and is a predicted model, not a curated record.
AUGCGCUUUAACGACAACCGUUGGACCAGAACAGUGAGCGACUGGGUUCCCCGCGAUAUUGAGCGCACUACAAGAAGACCGCUGACCCGAUGGUCAGAUUUCUUCACGAAGUCCUUCAAAGAAAAUUAUGAUGCUCUUCGUGGUUUUAUGCGAAAGGAGGAACCACUGGGCGACUCUGGCAUGCGAUCGGGACAAAUGGAAGAAUUACUGGCGUCCGCUCGACCACUUCGAAGAUCCACCGGAGUCAAGGAGAUCAAGUGGGUAGGCCUGCUAGUGCGACCUUGCCCUUGUUUUCAUCACAAAGUUGCCGACCCACCUAUGUCUUCUCAUACUCUUUCCAAAGACACUCCGGAUAUUGAGACAGCGUGUACAUCUGACCAUCCUCUGGCGUUCUCUUGCUGUCCUAUAUGUCGGACAGCUGUCACUGUAGUGUUGGCCCUUAACGUCGCAGAAGGCACACCUCAGGAAGCGGUCUCCGUCGCGCAAACUGCUAUGGCGCGAGAAGAUUCGGUUUGA